GUCACGUCACAUCGGCUCCACCAUGUUGUAGGAAAUCCACCGCUGCUCCUCACUCACUGUCAGAUUACAGUUUAAUCCGAGGAGGAGGAGGAGGAGGAUACGCUGUCAAGACGCCGUCUGCAUCUUGGAAAGCCUCUCGGUGUUUCUGCAUACUAAAUAAACGCGACUUUACGUACUAGUGUCAGUUUCUACAAUAAACGGCCUGCAUGUAGAAGAUGAAGCGCCAGUCUUCCGUUGCUGUCUUUGCCUGUCCGCCGACUUGCCAAUACGUUAAGAUGUUAGCUGGCUAACUAGCUGGAAAAGAGUAACUAAAUCGGAUUAGCUGCUAGCGGCAGCCUCCCUCUAGGUAACACCCAGGUAUUAUUCGCUGCACUUGUCAACUAUUACACAGCAAACCGUCGUCUCUGUUUUUUUUUUUUUUUUUUUAAUGUUUAUUACAAUUCUACAUUUGUGUCAACAUUACUACUUAACGUUAGUGCUGUAAUUAUUCGCUAGAAUAAAUGUUGCUGCGAGCUAACGUUAGCUAGGCUGUUAGCCACUCAAGCCACAACAAGAGCUGGAGCUCCUUCGCUAGCUAAUCUUCACUGUUUGUUGGAGAAGACAUCAAAUUAGUCCCUCCGACCUCAACCGAAAGUCAGGACGGAGCUGACGGCCACGCUGAUGUGCUUGUGCUAGCUUGUCUUCGGGCUAGCUGGCAAGAGGGCUGUGCAAGAUUUGAUCCCCGAAUUUAGCCUUCAGACGAAGCAAAGAUGUCAGGAAAGGAUAAAGACAAAGACAAACAGGAGAAACAGUCCACAACGGAGCGGCUGAUAAAAGCUGUGCCAUACCCUCCACAGCAUAAGCUGACUGUAAAAGAGCUGUUUGAAGAUGGCAAGCCCAACGCUGAGCUGCUUCGCAACCACCUCGUCAAGGAGGGCAGGGUGGAAGAGGACGUGGCUCUAAAGAUUAUCAAUGAUGGGGCCAACAUCCUCCGCCAAGAGAAGUGCAUGCUGGAAGUGGAGGCGCCUAUAACAGUAUGUGGUGAUGUCCAUGGCCAAUUCUUUGACCUUAUGAAGUUAUUUGAAGUGGGGGGAUCACCCAGUAACACACGGUAUCUCUUCCUCGGUGACUACGUAGAUCGAGGAUACUUCAGUAUUGAGUGUGUUCUCUACCUCUGGUCACUCAAGAUCAACCACCCCACCACACUCUUCCUCCUGCGUGGGAACCACGAGUGCCGGCACCUCACAGAGUACUUCACCUUCAAACAGGAAUGUAAAAUUAAAUACUCUGAACGGGUGUAUGACGCCUGUAUGGAGGCCUUUGACUGCCUGCCCCUCGCUGCCCUGCUCAACCAACAGUUCCUGUGUGUGCAUGGCGGACUUUCACCAGAAAUCAACUGCCUAGACGACAUAAGGAAAUUAGACAGGUUUAAAGAGCCUCCAGCAUUUGGGCCAAUGUGUGACCUGAUUUGGGCUGACCCUGGUGAGGACUAUGGCAGUGAAAAGACAUCUGAACACUUCAACCAUAACUCCGUCCGAGGCUGCUCUUACUUUUUCAGUUACUCAGCCGUGUGUGACUUUUUGGUAAAUAAUAACUUGCUGUCAGUAAUAAGAGCCCAUGAAGCACAGGAUGCAGGGUAUCGGAUGUACAGAAAAAGCCAGACCACAGGCUUCCCUUCAUUAAUCACAAUCUUUUCAGCUCCAAAUUACCUAGACGUCUACAACAACAAAGCUGCUGUAUUAAAGUAUGAGAACAAUGUGAUGAACAUCCGACAGUUCAACUGCUCACCCCACCCUUACUGGUUGCCCAACUUUAUGGAUGUCUUCACAUGGUCUUUGCCUUUUGUUGGAGAGAAAGUGACGGAGAUGCUGGUGAAUGUACUGAACAUUUGCUCUGACGACGAGCUCAUGUCAGAGGGAGAUGACCUAUAUGAAGGUGGAACCUCAGCGAUGCGUAAGGAGGUCAUCCGGAACAAGAUUCGUGCUGUGGGAAAAAUGGCCCGGGUCUUCUCAGUCCUCAGGGAGGAAAGCGAGAAUGUGUUAACACUCAAAGGCUUGACCCCAACUGGAACUCUUCCUGUGGGAGUGUUGUCAGGGGGGAAGCAGACCUUACAGACUGCUACGGUUGAGGCAGCUAAAGCAAAAGCCAUUCAAGGUUUCUCUCCCACGAGGAAGAUUCGGAACUUUGAGGAGGCACGCGGGUUGGACAGGAUAAACGAGAGGAUGCCACCUCGCAAAGAUGGCCAGCAGCAAGACAGCACCACAAUCAACACCAACACCCCUAACAAGAAUGGCACUGAUGGAUAGGCAACAGAAACACCACCCUCCCAUCUUCACACAACCCACACCCCCUGACUCAUAGCCCCCAGCCACUUUCUCUCUCUUUCUCUCUUUCUGUCUCUCUCUCCAUCUGUCUCCUGUACUGAAACUGCCUGUCCAUCUUCUGCUCACCCACAAUCAGGCGGGGAAAGGAAGCGGACACAAACAAAAGAAGGCCACAUCGCUGGGAAAAAUCUUCCAGCUGCUGAAAAAAGACAAACAUAGGAUGUUAUCUGGGAAAAAAUCUAAUCUUAUUUAUUAAAGAUGAAAUAUAUUAGAUAUAUUGUGUAAUAGCAACAAAGCAUUGAAUGAAGACAUUUUGCAGUAUACACAGUAUAAAGUAUACUGUACACUGAAGUCCUAACUUAUACAUGUCAAAGUUAUUAAAAAAAAAAGAGAGAAUUUUAUAAAUUUGAGUUGAUACAGAUAGAUAAAGCCCUUGUUAUCCAGGAGUUUUAGUCACUUUAAGGUUUUUUUAUUUUAUUAUUGUUGUUCUCAAUGUGUUUGGUAAGGGGGAUUUGAAGUACAAAUACUAUAGCCUCAACAGCCUCGUUUGGAUCUUGCAAGGUUCUUGUCAAGAUAUUUUAGGCACUUGGGGUUCUACAUACAGUGCAGUGUUUGCUUAUGUGUGUCAGCUGAAGGAUAAAUUAUGUAUGUAUUGAGGCGAAUUAAAAAUAAGGGAAGUCAAUUAUAUCAGAACAAUUAUUACAGAUUAAUAUUUUCUACUUAAAGCAGGAGUUAAAUGAAGACUUAUAGUCUUAUUUAUACAUUUUCCACAAAGCUUUGAUUUUUGUUCAGUAUUUUGUUCACUUCCAGAGUAACAAUUCCUUCCUGUGUUAUUUGUGAAUGAAACGGUUCAAGUGAAGGAUUAAUGCUUUGUGUGCAAUGAUAGUUGCUGUUGCUGGCUGUUCUGUGCUGGUUAUGAUUUGUGUUCACUUGAUGGCAACUAGGCGUUCUCGCUCCGCUAAACCAAAUAAGGGACAUACAGUGCAGCAUGUCUUAUUCUGUCACCACAAUCACACCUGUGAGUACUCCCAACAUCCCGGUUGGAAGCAAUUCUUUCUUCUUCUCAAGCCCUGAAUUUGAGCCGACCUCUCCGGAGGUUGAGCACUGUGCUUGAAGACUACGGCACGGGAAACCGACUGACGCUGAAGUUUUUCUCUUCAGGUGUCACUUUGGACAAAAGGGGACAUGUUUGCUCAGAAAGCAGAGGAACUGCUGGCCAUACUGUCCUCGAAACAGACUGUUGAUGUUCAUUAUUGCUUAGGAAAUUUCAGUGUAUUUAACAGAAUUAUGGCAGUUUGAUUUGAUGUUUUAUUGUCAACACUAAGAAAUACGGGGUGUGCUUUUUGGGGGCUUUCCUUUGUUUCUAAAGCUGUGUUAGUGUCUCCAUCUACUGUUGAUUAUACAGAAUGCAGAUGUUUUUUUUUUCUUGUUUUUUUUCGAAAUUGUGAUAACCGUGCGUAUCAAAUAAGGGAAACAUUUGACAUUCAGUGAAAUGACAGCACAAAGUGCUGUACCCGGACACAAUGGACUGAGUCAUCCCCCUCAGCAGGGAUGAUACUAUUAAUGGUACCGCUGCCACACUAGCAGCUGUCUAUCAAGGCCUAACAGUACUGUAAUCAUCUCAACCAUGGCUGACUCAUAUAUACAGUAUAUUAUUUUUACAACUCCUGGUCAUACUAAGAUGAAGACCAUUAACACUUGCUGAGAUUGCUUGUGUGCGAAUGUGUUCUGCUCUCAAGUAUUCAGCUCUCUUUCUGGUCUCAGCACCUCCACUCCUCUUCACAGGCACUCCCAACCCUUUAAGACCUGCUUUUACACGACCAACUCAACUGGUGCUUCGACACACCUGACUGUAAUUCUGUCGUCUUUGUUGCUCAAGAAAGGAAGGAAGGGAGGGGGGGUAAGCUUUAACAUUUGCUAUUUUCUUGUUAAUAUACCCUUUUUUUUUCUCUUGUCUUUUUUUUAAACUAGGCGUUUGCGCUCAUGUGCCAUGCCACCUCGGCCACACAUGUCAAGAUCUGUAUGUGUGCGUGUGUGCAUGGAUGGUGAGCGGAGUCAAGCCAGGAGACUUUCAAUCACACGAUUAAAGAUUAAAUGUCGGUAAUAUUAAUCUUGAUAUCCUUAAAAUUUCCAAGAUAUUGUUGUUUGCCGUUAUGUUCAGUAGACUUCUGGGGAAACUUCCUAAACAAAGUAUUUCGGUUUACAUUCAUAACUGUGAUGUCAAAAUUUGUUUUAAAAGAUAAGGCUUUAUUGGGUGAGCCAUACAGUAUACUGACCUCCUGUUAGGUCCAAUACAUAUCUCGCAGAAUGUAAAAAAUAUUGCUCAUCAAGAAUCUUAUAAUAGCUGUAAAAAGGGGUAAAAAAAUAAAUAAAAAUCUGUACCGUACUUGUCAUGCGAGGCCAUGAAAUCUUUUAUGUAGAUGUAUCACUUGAAAGAAAAGAAUAAAAUUCAAAUACAGUGUUUUAUUUGA
Molecule: messenger RNA, 4774 nt
Organism: Dicentrarchus labrax (European seabass)
Lineage: Eukaryota; Metazoa; Chordata; Actinopteri; Moronidae
Gene: ppp3cca
Product: protein phosphatase 3, catalytic subunit, gamma isozyme, a
Exons: 14
Coding region: 750-2285 (511 amino acids)
Biological process (GO): calcineurin-mediated signaling
Cellular component (GO): cytoplasm; calcineurin complex
Molecular function (GO): calmodulin-dependent protein phosphatase activity; calmodulin binding
Source: RefSeq, a predicted model, not a curated record